Messenger RNA from Trifolium pratense (red clover), 2083 nucleotides. Its product is annotated as dnaJ homolog subfamily B member 13-like. Gene Ontology annotation, cellular component: cytosol. The transcript is spliced from 3 exons. The coding region runs from base 187 to 1236 and encodes 349 amino acids. Lineage: Eukaryota; Viridiplantae; Streptophyta; Magnoliopsida; Fabales; Fabaceae. Gene Ontology annotation, molecular function: protein-folding chaperone binding. The record is from RefSeq and is a predicted model, not a curated record.
GCCAAUAUAAAUACAAAAAAUUAACAAAAAGGUAACCAAUAUCUGGAACUUUCCACAAAGGUCGUGAUUCUACACCUUUUAACAUGUUGAAUUUCCAGAACCAGAAAGAUUUAAACAUAUUUAGAUUCAAUCAUCAACUUCACCUUCCAAACCGCAAAACUGAAGAAAAGAAAGAGAGAAGAAGGGAUGGGUGUAGACUACUACAAAAUCUUGCAGGUUGAUAAGAAUGCCAAUGAUGACGAAUUGAAGAAGUCUUAUAGGAAACUUGCAAUGAAAUGGCACCCUGAUAAAAAUCCAACCAACAAAAAAGAAGCAGAAACUAAGUUCAAGCAAAUUUCCGAAGCCUAUGAUGUACUUAGUGAUCCUGAAAAGAGAGCUAUCUAUGAUCAAUAUGGGGAAGAGGGUUUAAAGGGUCAAGUUCCUCCUCCUGAUGCUGGUAGUGGUAGUGGAACUAGUUUCUAUUCCACAGGAGAUAUCCCCGGAUCGUUUCAGUUCAAUCCGAGGAAUGCAGAUGACAUUUUUGCUGAAUUUUUUGGAUUCUCAAGUCCAUUUGGUGGCAUGGGUGGAAGAGGUGGCAGUGGCGGCGGCGGCAUGAGAUCUAGGUUCCCUGGUGGAGUGUUUGGUGAUGAUAUGUUUGGAUCUUUCGGGGAAGGAGGAGGAAUACAUGUGAAUCAAGCUGCACCUCGUAAAGCUCCUGCUAUUGAGAACAAGUUGAGUUGCACUCUUGAGGAGAUAUAUAGAGGAACUACUAAGAAGAUGAAGAUCUCUAGAGAAAUAGCUGAUGCUAGUGGCAAAACCAUGCCAGUGGAAGAGAUAUUGACCAUAACUGUGAAGCCUGGUUGGAAGAAGGGGACAAAGAUCACCUUCCCAGAAAAGGGUAACGAACAGCCAAAUGUAACCGCUGCAGAUCUUGUUUUUGUGAUUGAUGAAAAGCCACACAGCAUCUUCAGUCGCGAAGGGAACGAUCUAAUUAUGACUCAAAAGAUAUCUCUUGCAGAGGCCUUAACUGGUUAUACAGUGCACCUCACAACACUAGAUGGUAGAAACUUAAGCAUACCAAUCAACAAUGUUAUCCAUCCUAACUAUGAGGAGGUUGUUCCAAAAGAAGGAAUGCCAAUCCCCAAGGAUCCAUCAAAGAAAGGGAAUUUGAGGAUAAAGUUUAACAUUAAGUUCCCAACUCGUCUCACUGAUGAACAAAAAGCAGGAAUUAGAAAACUCUUGGCUGCCUCGGGCUGAGAUUGUUUGAGAGUAUCUAUGGUCAUUGGCAGGAGGCAGAUAUGCUAGGGAGUACAUUUAUCUGAAAAUAUUUGAUUUACCUAUAAACUUGAAUGUUCUGUAUGCACUGGACCUGUUCAAAAUUUUCAAAAAGUUUGAUAAAAUAAAAGUUAAAUAUAUUUUUGGUCCUUACAAAUAUUUAAAAAAAAUUUAGUCUAUAAAAAAUUUCAGCAAAAUUUGGUUUUUCAAAUAUACUUUGCUGGUUCAGGAGGAGGGGUACUGGAAGCAGCGAGCCAAGAUGCAUUGGCUUCAAGAGGGUGACUUGAAUACUCGAUUUUUCCAUAUGUCCGCUUCAGCUCGUAGUAAGAAAAAAAAGAUUACCAAUCUUAUGGAUGACGCAGGUACUAUAGCUCAUACUCAAGAGGAUUUGUGCGGGGUAGCUAAGAAUUAUUUUAAUGCUCUCUUCAGAAAUAUAAGUGGUAUUCAUGAACCUGUGCUUAAUCUUAUCCAGCAAAGGGUGACAGAGGAGGAUAAUCAUUCACUUAUGGCACCCCUGACCAAAAUUGAAUUACAACAAGCUUUAUUUCAUAUGCACCCGGAUAAAUCACCAGGUCCUGAUGGUUUCAACCCAGCUUUCUACCAAAGGUUCUGGGAACAUUGCGGAGAUGAUAUUUUUGUAGCCGCAUUUUCCUGGUUAGAUAGGGGGUAUUUCCCUUCUAGCAGGGCCGGAUCCAGGAAUUUUAGUAAGUGGAGUCAAAAUUAUAACGUAAAAAAAUAUAAAUUGUUAUUUAUAUAAUUUUAACAUUUUCUUAUACAAAAUUAUUUAUUUUGGUUUAUUAGUCAAUACUCUUAAAAUACUCAUUAGUAU